AACACAUUAACACAAAUCUUAUGCAAUCAAAUUUUAUUAUUUUCACUGCAUUUUCCAAAUUUUCUCCCAAAUCUGAAAAACCCUAUAAAUAAAUUUCCCCGAAAUUAGACGAUUGUGAAUUUCCUCCUACGAAUCUCCGAUCUCAAAUUCGUAGUUACAACAGCCGGUUAAUGCGAUGGUCGUCUGUAAAUGCCGCAAGGCCACUAAACUAUAUUGUUUCGUGCACAAGGUCCCCAUUUGCGGGGAAUGCAUAUGCUUUCCAGAGCACCAGUUAUGUGUGAUACGUACAUACUCGGAAUGGGUGAUUGAUGGAGAGUAUGAUUGGCCACCUAAAUGCUGCCAUUGUCAAGCUGUGCUUGAUGGGACGGACCCUCAAACGACUCGACUGGGUUGCUUGCACGUUAUACAUACGAGUUGCCUGGUUUCACAUAUAAAAAGUUUUCCCCCACAUACUGCUCCUGCUGGAUAUGUAUGUCCAGAGUGUUCAACUUCGAUAUGGCCUCCUAUAAGUAUUAAGGAUUCAGGGUCACGUCUUCAUUCGAAACUGAAAGAAGCAAUUAUGCAGACUGGUUUAGAGAAGAGCUUGUUUGGAAACCAUCCGGUUUCAUUCCCUGGGCCAGAUUCCCGAAGUCCUCCACCUGCAUUUGCCUCUGACCCUCUUAUGCAUGCUGAUGCUGGUGGCAUGUCAUCAUCUGUUGGAAUAGAUAUGGCUUCCAUCACAACCUCUGCUAAACCUUCAAGUUUGGAUAUUAUUGAAAUAAAUGGACCUGACUCAGCAACAUCAUCCCUGCCCAAUCAUGAACUGAAUUUAUCAAAAAACUCAAGCCCUUCUGUUCCUGGUGCAAUGACACGUAAGAGUGCACUCCAAUUUGAAAGGCAAAGCUCUGAAGUUUCAUAUUAUGCUGAUGAUGAAGAUGGGAACCAGAAAAAAUACUCACGAAGAGGUACAUUUCGCCACAAGUUACUCAGGUCAUUGCUGCCUUUCUGGUCAAGUGCAUUGCCGACUCUACCAGUAACUGCACCGCCACGGAAAGAUGCAUCAAAUGCAGAUGAUAUGCCAGAAGGGCGUCCGAGGCACCAUAGAUCUUCAAGGAUGGAUCCAAGGAAACUCCUCCUAAUUAUAGCUAUAAUGGCCUGCAUGGCAACAAUGGGUAUAUUGUAUUACCGACUAGCUCAACGAGGACUGUCUGAUGAGUUGCCUGAUGAUGAGAAGCAGUGAUCAACCUCGAAAGGUAUAGCAAUGGUUUCAGAGAUAGCACUGUAAUGUUUGAUAUUAAGAUAUCUUGUGUGGAGAAAAAUAGCGUUUUUAUGCGGAACACUUGAAGUCUUGAUAAAGCCAUUUUUGGUUGUAGAAAAUCUUCAAUUCUCUUGUGACAGCAAUAUGUUUUGUCCUUUCUUGUCCGUUAGAUUCUGCCUCUUGUUUUUCUUCUGUGUUUUUGGCUUGCUUUCGUUUGAUUGUGAACUGGAAUAUCAAUUUUUAAAGGGAAUUCCCUUUCCGGCUA
Molecule: messenger RNA, 1502 nt
Organism: Olea europaea var. sylvestris
Lineage: Eukaryota; Viridiplantae; Streptophyta; Magnoliopsida; Lamiales; Oleaceae
Product: zinc finger protein-like 1 homolog
Exons: 9
Coding region: 176-1219 (347 amino acids)
Cellular component (GO): Golgi apparatus
Source: RefSeq, a predicted model, not a curated record